GAGGCAAGUGGCCAUCCUCACCUGUAAAAAGAUGCCUGAAUUUCCAAAUCAGUGAGAAAUCCUGGUUCCCACCUUGCCCAGUUUCUACUGUGCAAAAAUACAAUAAAUCUGCUUCUCAGGCAGUAAGAGGAGAAUCGUACACUUUAGUUUGAAUUUACCAGCCUUCACACUGAUUUUUUUUUUCCUAGUCAUUAUUCUGCUAAAUUCUGCGGAACAGAAUUGGCCUUGAACCUGGGCCUUUCAUGAAUUGGGAAUGUGUGUUUCACAAUAUCAGGGUUGAUUUCAAGUGGUUAAUUAAAACUCAAACUGUCGCACUAAGCUCUGGUGCGUUAUCUAAGCCCUCAGGGCCUGAAAGUUGGAGGAUUUAUUCUAGUAAUACCAGUGUUCGUUGGAGUAACUAAAAAAUAUACUUUCGAUAUUUGAAAUUGCUUGGAUGGUUGAGAGAAAACAAAGAGUUCCUUUGUAAUAAUCACCAAUAACUUAUGAUUUGGGGCUCUUCUAAUGAGCUAAGUACCAAAUAUGAAUCCAGCCCAAAUUUGAGCCUUUGCUCGCUUGAGCUCCUCUGUUUCUGAGUCAUGAACACUGGAAGAAUUAAGAGCUAUACCAUGGAUUUGUCACUCGCCAGUUCCACAACAUGCUUCUAUAGGGGCUACUUUUUUCUGAAAGUUAACUCCGCUGUUCACACGUGUGUCACAAGAAGCUGGCAUAGAAGAUGCCAACCACGACCUCUUAGAGGCCUGGAGAAGUGUUGAUUGCAUGUAGUAGGGGUCUUCCCGUGGUAGCCAGCAGUCAACGUAACAGCAUCAUCAGGGUCGCUAUACUAUGUCUGAAAUGUGAAAUCGCAAUUCUUACAAAACUAUGAAGAACACUUUGGAUUACAAACCUGGAAUGGCACUAGGUGAGGUGGCUUAUCCAUUAUUUUGGAAGUCUGGAGGAUUUUUGACAAACAAUGGACAUCUUCUUUUGAACAGUAGGGAAAGAGAAACUUGACUAAAAGCCAUUCUAGGAGAAAACCAGUCCCUCCUCCCCAGCUCGCACCUAGAGAUCAACAUUUAAGGCUCAGAGGGGAAGUUUCUAUGUGUAUUUGAUUGGGGCACGUGGACAUAGAGACGCGGGAAGUGAUAGGAAAGGGAUGGAAGGAAUCAGGCAGCAGGGGAGUGAGCAGGCUCAUGGGGGAAAGAUUUUAGGAAAUGGCUCAUGAGAUUUUAACAGUUCUCAACUAAUACAUGGGAAGGUUCUAAAUUCAAAAAGGAUAAAGUAAGUUUUCUUCGUCCCAUCUCCCAGUCCAGAGGCAGGUUGAACUACUUGUGUUUCCUUCCAGAGGUCUGUAUGAUUGUACGCGCAUGGGCUUGUGCUUUUACACACACAGCGUUGGUUUUCUCUGAAUAAGUCUCAACUAGAAUUUCACAUUCAUACAGAUUGAGCCGUUCUUUGGACAACUGCCAUCUAAGUGUAUGCUAUCGUAUACAUGCACUAAGUCAUUUAACCUUCUGCUGAGGACUCUGUACCUUCAUAAAUAAUUCUCCAGCAUCCUUGUUCACCCUCGCAAGUAUACCCACAGGAUAAGAUCAAAAGGACCUAGAAGUAGAAUUGGUAUGGAGAAUACGUCCACUUAAAACAGGACAUCCACACUGUUCUUCAGAGAGAACUCAUGGGCAGGGUGCCCAAAGGUAUCUGCUGCUUGGUCUCUGCUAACCUGAUGGGGAAGGAUGAUACACUGAAGUUUUAGCAUGCCAAUCCCUUAACGUGAGGGUGACUGUGUCAGGCAUCUGAGUUCGUGCCCUUCGCCCCUUCUUCCAUUGGGGUGCCAGUCUUCCUGAUUUGUAGGAGCUCAUCCUUCAUUGAUGAAACGAGCACUUUGCCUCAUCAUGCAAAUAUUUUCCUAGCCUGCUCGUGUGACGUCUUUGUGGUGCUUUUACCAUGUAGGUGUUUUUUUGUGUGUAUCAGACUUCUGUGACUUUGAGAUUUUACGUGACUUAGAAAGGACUGCCUACUCUAUGUACGUGUGUGUAAAUUCCAUGUUUCCCUAGAACCCGUAAAGUUUCGUCCUCUUGUGCUUAAGUCUAAUUCAUCCAUCCAGAUCUGAGUUUGGCACAAGACGAGGAGCCACUUUAUUUUCUUUUUUUAAUCUAGAUAACUAUCACAUGUCUAGACUUUUGCUCUCUACUAUUUCUCUCUACGUUUUCUCUCUCCUGUAUCAUAUGCCAAAUCCCUUUAUGUGUUGGAUUUUAUUUCUAGAUUUUAAAAAUUCUGUUCCAUCAGUUUGUCUUUUUGUACCAAUACCACGUUGUUUCAAUUACUGUGGCUUCAUAAUAUCUCUUAUGGGGCUAAUAUGUACAUCAUUCUUGUUUCUCAUAACUUUUCUGGCCAUUCAUGCCCCUCCUCCCAUAUGAACCUUACAAAUUUUCAAUCUAAAACAGAUUCUAACUUUGAACCAAGUUUAGAGAUUUAAAAAUACAUGAAAAGUCUCCUGUAUAUGUCAUCCCCUUCCCUCCCCAGUCCCUUCCUGGAGGAGGAAUGAUGGCUUCCAUCAGAUUCUCGCUGGAUUUAGAUGUUCCUCCUGUAGGACCACUGUUCUAAAGGUGGCAAUAGUCCUGCCUUUAAUUUAGAAAAAAUUUUUCCCCCACAACUCCUUUAAAGAAAAAAAAAAAAAAAGUAUGAGUCAAAAGUCAUUCCUAUAGUUAUUUUCCUCUGCAACAUUGAGGUUCUUCCUAGAGGUAUCACAAUAAAUUGUUCCUUGUCUUCCAAGUACUGAUUCAACUGUGACUCCUCUGUCACUGUGACUUCUCCUACCUUGUAAACACGAGACUCAGAAGCACAAUAACAGGUAAUGCACAAGGUAGAGCAAAGUGUGUUUUCAUAGGUAGGUCAGCACAGCCAACGGAAAUCUGUGUCACCGAAUCACAGGUGGCUUAGCGGUGUCUCAAAACAAAGCUAGCGCCAGACCUUUCCAUGGCCAUUUGGACUGAACUGGGCAGCACCGUAUGUUGUUAGGCACAGCGUACUGGUCACCGAUGCUGAUCACUGAGGGGCCACAAAGAACCAAACGUACAGAGAGCACAUUAAAAAGACGCCCCAAAUCUGACUUGAAGCCAAGUGCUAGCCACAAUAAACAUUCAGUAUUUCAUCACAAAUUUUUGUUAUCCUUAACCUAGGAGUGCUUUGGUAGAAUGAUCUAGGUAGUCGAGGGCUUUUUAACGCUGUCCAGACAGGUUUGAAGGGAAACUUUUGCCUGCCCACUGGCAAGUAUUCUCCUGUGGCAAGCACAAGAGUGCUCAUCCCUAGGUUGGGCUUCCUAGAGCCUGCUUGGAUCACAUGACCGCCCCUCCUGUUAUGAGCCAAGCAGAUUCGGCCCCUUAACCUACGUAGUGAAGGGAGCCUGUGCUGUGGCUUGAGUGGUGCAUGAUGGCCAGACUGGACAACUUGCUAGGUCUUGGCUGCAUGCCACCUUCCGCCCCUAAAUCCCCAGCCCGGAGCCCAUGUUACCUUUCUGUCAACUUAGGCCCCCUCCCCAUCAGGGAACCCUUCUGUGGCCUUCUUGUCCUCCCCAAUCAAGGGACACUCCUUUCUUCUACCUGUACGUUCCAUUUUGUUUCUAGCGCAUAUGGCCCUAUAUUGCUAUGUUGUGUUUGCACCCACCUUCGUGGCCAGCUCCUGGAAAGCCGGUCUUGGUGUGUCCAGUGGUGCCCCCCCAAUGGUGAGUGACAACCAUCCCACUGACCUGAGCGAUUAAGGCGAGGAUUCCUGGCACCAGCGCGAGGCUAAAAAUCCACGUUGGAACCUCAGGAUCGUGCCUGUUUCCCUGCAAGAACACCCCCCGAGAUGGCAGAGGAGAACAGCAAUACCAGGGACUGCCUGUCCUCCAGCGUGCUCAGCUGGGAUCAGGUCAGCCGUCUGCAUGAGGUCCUGACCGAGGUCGUACCCAUCCACGGACGAGGCAACUUUCCGACCUUGGAGAUAACUCUGAAGGACAUCGUCCAGACCGUGCGCAGCCGGCUGGAGGAGGCGGGCAUCAAAGUGCAGGACGUCCGGCUGAACGGCUCUGCGGCUGGCCACGUCUUGGUCAAAGACAACGGCCUGGGUUGCAAAGACCUGGACCUCAUCUUUCAUGUGGCUCUUCCCACAGAGGCGGAGUUUCAGCUGGUCAGAGAUGUGGUGCUGUGCUCCCUCCUGAACUUCCUGCCGGAGGGUGUGAACAAGCUCAAGAUCAGCCCGGUCACCCUGAAGGAGGCGUACGUCCAGAAACUGGUGAAGGUCUGCACGGACACGGACCGCUGGAGCCUGAUUUCCCUCUCCAACAAGAACGGGAGGAACGUGGAGCUGAAAUUCGUCGACUCCAUCCGGCGCCAGUUCGAGUUUAGCGUGGACUCUUUUCAGAUCAUCUUGGAUUCGUUGCUCUUUUUCUACGACUGCUCCACUAGCCCCAUCUCUGAGCACCUCCACCCCACGGUGAUCGGGGAGAGCGUGUACGGGGACUUUGAGGAAGCCUUCGACCACCUGCAGAACAGACUGAUCGCCACCAAGAACCCCGAAGAGAUCCGGGGCGGGGGGCUGCUCAAGUACAGCAACCUCCUGGUGCGGGACUUCAGGCCCACAGACCAGGAGGAGAUCAAAACUCUAGAGCGUUACAUGUGCUCCAGGUUUUUCAUCGACUUCCCGGACAUCCUCGAACAGCAAAGGAAGCUGGAGACCUACCUUCAAAACCACUUUGCCGAGGAAGAGAGGAGCAAGUACGACUACCUCAUGAUCCUUCGCAGGGUGGUGAACGAGAGCACCGUGUGCCUCAUGGGGCACGAGCGGAGGCAGACCCUGAACCUCAUCUCCCUCCUGGCCUUGCGCGUGCUGGCGGAACAAAACAUCAUCCCCAACGCCACCAACGUCACCUGCUACUACCAGCCAGCUCCGUACGUCAGCGACGGCAACUUCAACAACUACUACGUUGCCCACCCCCCAGUUACCUACAGCCAGCCGUACCCUACCUGGCUACCCUGUAACUAACCCUGAGACCUGAGGGUUUCCACAGCGGGGACCCCAAUAGGGCAAGGGCUCUCAGCUAGGGGAGCCUCCUUCUAGAUGUAGGUGUUUGGCUUUUAAAGGGGAACUCAGCUCUGAUUCUGCUUAUUUUGUCCUUUGUGCACCCAUUGGAAUGGGUCUACAGUAUAUCAUGAGCCAACCCUGAAGGGACCCCAUCAUUCCAGUGCCACUUUGGAAAACGCUAUAGGAAGUAGGACCCAUCCACGUCUUUCCGAGAGAGACACUAACAUGUCACGUCCCCAACAUCCGCGCGGGGACAUUUGGAGCUCUGUGCGCCAAUGGAAUCUGGGAAAGUUCCUGGGCGGUGUUUCUCACCCGGGCCUACGGUUGGCUCUGUUGGCCCUCACUUGGGGUUCUCAGCUGUUAGGUGAAAGUUGUGGUGAUAGUCUAUUUUCUUGUACCAAUUUUAGCCAGGCAGAAAAUGGUGGACAUGAGAGUGGUCUCGUGACUGCAUUUUUCUGUUCGGGAGACUGAAUUGCGUAUGUUUAUUCCCUGUUAGCAGAGCUGAGGAUUUCUUCUCAUCAAUAAACCAAAGCCGGUAGCUGGAGAAUUGAGAUCUGGUUGAAAGUGGUUUAUGGUUUAGAUGUUGUGCUCUCACGAGGAUUUGUGAGAUAUUGCUGAGGGGGGGAAAAAAAAAGACCUUUGCUUGAAAUGUAACUUGAAAACAAAAUAAAAUGUGGAACAUAAUGUUAAAAGCAGAAUUGUGGUGGGGGUGGGGAGGGGCUGAUUGUAAAUAGGAAACAUGAAUGUUCUUUUUUUUUCUUUAAGGAAUUCUUAUUGAAUGACACCUCCCCCCCCCCCGCCCCCCGCCCGCCCCCAGCAGUUUAUCACUUUAGUUUUGCUCUUCCUAAGACGAAGGAUUGUCCAGAGUCCUUGCAGUAACUGACGCGAGGGUCUUCCCAUGUUUUAAUUGGAAACCCAUUUUGGUCACAUUCCGAGUAUGACCAGCUGUUUUUCUCGAGUACCUUGGCUGAUUACUUUUUGUUUGUUUUUGUUCUUUCCUCAAAAAAUAGCGAUUUCCCUCCCCGGACUUUUUUGGACAGCAAAUGAAUUCAGGAAUUUCAACAGGGCUGAAUGAUCUGUGGGACGACCUGCUGUGGUGGGCAGAGUUCUUUGGCUGAAAACUGCUUUGGAAUUGAACCUGCCGCCCCUGUGGCGUGCGCGAGGUAGAGGCUUCGCGCUCACUCGGGCCUUGUGUGCGCGGCGUGAUUAAUUCUGGUGUGUUCUGGGAAGAAUGGAGUACAUGAAGAACGUCUUCCUUAUUCUGGUAGAUUUGACCGUACUUGUUUCUCGUCUGCACUUUAGAAGGAAAACAGUGUUAAUCUCCAGUCUAAAGCAAGCUCAGUGAAUGGGGGCGUUCUGGGCUGCUGCCCUCCCAGUAGAUUGUGAGUUUUGAAGCUUCUGUGGGAUCUCUUAGAAAGCAUCACUCUAGGGCACUAAGGGCAAAGGAACUCAGUAGCACCAGCCAGCUUGGUUUAUAGAGUGACUUCAUCAAAUCCACACUCCUGAUUUUUCCUUUCUUCCGUGGCCGUAGAAUUCCCCAGCCCUGAGUGAUUGCUUUCCUUUUUUCCUUGCUUUAGGCAGUGAAGUUACCUUACGGCUUAGCAGAAACCGAGUGAUUUACCUUUUUCUGAAGAUGGUAUUUUCAGGGUGUUUUUUUGUUUGUUUGUUUUUGUUUUUUUGUUUUUUUUGGAAUCUGAGAUCUUGGUCCUCUUAAAGCAGAUUGGUCAUGACUGAACCCCGAGGCUUAGCUGGUAUCCAUGUUGUCCUACGCUAGGUGAAUAGAAGCCACUUCUGUGGGCAACCAGCUUCUGCAACCAGCUCCUGUUGCCCUGUGAAUCGCAGUCACGUUUGAAUUCACUGGCUUUGCGUCCAGGCCGGUUCUACACUGAGGGGGGCCCAGCAUGCUUCAGGGUUAAAAGGGGGGCAAUGAGGACUGAAUCCCAACUUUGAAAACUACAUGUUCCUCCGUGACAUUGAAAGGCUGCCAUUGUGGUUGGAUGGCAACAUCUUUGCACAAAAGUGACAGACAUGUUUAACCAGAGCUUUGAGAUGUGAUGGAGCCAUGAACGUAAGCACUUGCUGACAGAAGUCAGUGCUGCUCUACUAGAAGGCUUGACGAUCAGGGUGACGAGGCUCCAGAUGAAGAUAGGAUCAGAGAACCACAUCAAGUAAUUAAAUUUCCAGUUUGCCCUUGGAGUUCUUUCUGCUUCUAUUUUUUUGCUAUCCGGUACUAGUCCUCCUCUGAGGAGGGAGGGAAGCACAGACAUUGCUAGAAAUUUCCAGGUUUGCGCCCCCCACCCCCUGCCCCAGUUCUUUACUACCAUUGCACGAUGACUAUCUUUGGUACAGUCUGCUUACCUGAAGUUUUUGGUCAGCCCAGCUGUCUUGAAGUUUGAAAGGAGACACACGUUCUAGAACCAUCGGGGUAAAAAGCCGCACUGACCAAAGCUGCACUUUUAAAACCCCGCCCUGGUCCGGUGGUGUCUCUACCUGUUCUACAAGCUUUGCCAGCCUCAGAAUAGACCAGGUAACCUUGAAUCUCAGGUGUUUGGAAAGUCCAGCCGAAACCUGCCUUUCACACUGCUCACACAAGCACCAGGUACCCUGAGCUGGUACUGAGGCCAGUGGUUCCUCUCUUUUGUGUGUUGAGUAACAUGAAACUUGGCAGUGGCUAAGGGCACUAAAGUUCAAGUACAAAUUCUAAUAUAAAUCUAAGCAAGCCCUUUUUGCUUCAGGACUCCACCGAGCUCUCUGAUGCUUUCUGCAAGUACGCAGCUUGUUUUCCUGGCCUGCUGCUUGGAAUCCGCUUGAGCAGCAGCGAGAUUAAAACAGUACCGUUUCCCCUCGUGUUGGCAGAAAGGCCCAGUCUGAAUUCCUGGCCUGGCGCUUCAGUCUCACCCUCAGAUUUUACUUUGGCAAGAAGACGCGAUUCCUCACUCGACUUCAACUCUGAAACUAAACUCCCCGUCACUGACACCUUCAAAUCGGGGUCCCUGCUAACCGCAUGUGGGCUGUAUCCUGGCCCACACUCGGGAGCACCUGGCAGCGUGUGGGGCAGGGGGGUGGAGGGGGGGGGAGUCGGGUAGGAAAGACGCUGGGUCCCUGCUGUGUGCUCACAGAUGUGGUUUGGCGGUCAAGCGCCCCCACCCCACCCAGUUUGAUUUUUUUUUUUUCCCCUCGGGGACUUGAGUCACUGUGAGCUGUGUGUGAACCCGCUUUUUGGGGUGACACAUUAACAGUCCCAUCGCUGAUGCCCUGAUGUCCUUCCACGUCCGUGCGAGCACUAGCUGCUUACCUGCAUGGUAGGUGAGGGUUUUAACUCGCAGUGCUUUGGUGACUUUGAGAAAUGGUGCCGCUGAAGAGCAGCUUCCUAACUGUAGGAACACCUCCUUUCUAGUUAACUUCCUGGUACUGGUGCCUUGUUUUACGACGCAGCUAGAUUCUGGGCUCAGAUGUGUUGAUAGCUAUCCCUGUGUGGGGAGAGAGCCUGUCGCUCACCGGGGCCAUUAUUUCCUGGGUGUCCGACUGGGGCUGUAUACCAGGGAGAACCCUUCGGUUGGCUUCUCCGAGGUCAAGAACUUCCAUUUGCCAGGGGUAGAUUCGGAUCCUUAAUCUGGCAGAGACCAGAAUGUCACAGCUGGUUUUGGAACCUAUUCCAGUUCAGCCAAUUCCAUUCAGAGGACCAAGGGAGGUACGUAGGGAGGAUGUAUUUUAAACCUGGCAACUUUGCCGGGUUAUUUGUGGAGACUCCCCAAGGUGAGGACCAGGAAAGAAAAUGUUUUGUGUGUUUUUUUUUUUUUGUGUGUGGGGUUUUUUUGUUUUUGUUUUGUUUUUGUGAGUCCUAAAUCUUGUUUACCUAUCACUUUUUCAAAAAUAGUUUAAGCGUAAGCUAAAGAAAAUGCUUGGAGGUUUGCCUGGGCUGGUGCGAGUUGGUACAAAACUGUCAUGUGUGUUUGUAUAGGGAGGUGAGAAGACCAUCCAUUAAAGAGGAAGUCAUUAAAUAAGAUGGAUAGGUGGGCGUUUUAAAACUGAAGACAUCUGGUCUUUUUUUUUUUUUUUUUUUUUGAUGGAUAAAAAAAAUAGCUGCUUCAGGAAAAUUAAGAGUUUUUAGCUAGUAAUUUCCAAAUUGAUAUAGAUGAAAAGUAAGAUACUCAUUAGACUGAAUUGGAAGCUUUUUGUUAUUCUGCAUUUGCAAAGCCUUCGAAAUGUUCAUUCUUCAGUGAUGCCUAAGAUGCGUGAGGUUUCCUCUUCGGUGUGACGGUCACUGACCUCCUUAUGUGAUGAAGGUGAAAUCACUUGUCAAUGCAAACUGUAUUAGAAGUUAAUGAAUUAAAGCUUUGAGUUUGAGAAAUAAAGAUAUAUUUAAAAAACCCCAAAA
This is a messenger RNA of Felis catus (domestic cat), 9415 nucleotides long. RefSeq names its product terminal nucleotidyltransferase 5C (gene TENT5C). Gene Ontology annotation, molecular function: poly(A) RNA polymerase activity; RNA binding. NCBI's taxonomy places the organism in Eukaryota, Metazoa, Chordata, Mammalia, Carnivora, Felidae. Bases 3823 to 4998 code for a protein of 391 amino acids. The record is from RefSeq and is a predicted model, not a curated record. The transcript has 2 exons. Gene Ontology annotation, biological process: mRNA stabilization.